AUGCACACUCCCGGGAAAGGCCUGUCCCAGUUGUCUCUGCCAUACCGCUGCAGCACGCCCACGUGGCUGAAGCUCACCUUGGACAUCAACGUGAAGGAGCAGGUCUACAAGUUGACCAAGAAGGGCCUGAUGCCCUCUGAGAUAGGUGUGAUCCUGAGGGAUUCUCAUGGCAUGGCACAAGUACACUUUGUAACUGGCAACAAAAUUUUGAGAAUUCUGAAGUCCAAGGAACUUGCCCCUGACCUUCCUGAAGAUCUUUAUCACUUGAUCAAGAAAGCUGUGGCUGUUCAAAAGCAUCUUGAGAGAAGCAGAAAGGAUAAGGAUUCUAAAUUCUAUCGGAUUCUAAUUCUUUUACUUAACUUUUAA
This is a messenger RNA of Trichosurus vulpecula (common brushtail), 366 nucleotides long. RefSeq names its product 40S ribosomal protein S13-like. Lineage: Eukaryota; Metazoa; Chordata; Mammalia; Diprotodontia; Phalangeridae. Gene Ontology annotation, cellular component: ribosome; nucleolus; cytosolic small ribosomal subunit. Bases 1 to 366 code for a protein of 121 amino acids. Gene Ontology annotation, biological process: translation. The record is from RefSeq and is a predicted model, not a curated record. The transcript has a single exon. Gene Ontology annotation, molecular function: structural constituent of ribosome; small ribosomal subunit rRNA binding.